CCCUAAUAACAACAGGUAAUGUAAAAUAUGUUGCCUUUCCUUUGCCCUUACUAUUACCUAUUAUUAGGUGCAAUGGUCAAACCAUUCCAAGUUUAUCCAUGCAUGUAGAGAAGGCUCACAGCUAUGGUGUGAUGUCGGUUCUCUGUCAACUGUCAAUGUCUAUACCAGCAUUGGUAUAGACAUUGACCAACAGAAUCACGUCUAUAUCAGGGACAGACAGAAUUACGUCUAUAGCAGGGACAGACAGAAUCACGUCUAUAUCAGGGACAGACAGAAUAACAGCCAUCUAGCAUCAUGAGCAAAACCUAUGACCUCACUAUUAUCUACGACCUUACCUUCACCUAUUUACACUAUUUUUGGCUUGUCGUUUAGUACCACCAAAAGGAGUGAAGCAAGAAUAUUCUUCUAAGGGUCCUGCAAUGACAUGGAUAAAAAAGCAGAAGAUAAACCUCACUGAGUGCUUUCAGACAGAUGCAAACUUCAUCCUUCAAUAUCUACAUUCUCACAACAUUGUCACAGACAGAGAAUACAAUAGGCUCAAUGAUGCCACUCCCCAAGAAAAGGCUGUCACAGACAUGAUUGAUGUGAUCAUUGGCAAAAAUGAGGAAAAAUGCAAUGAGUUCCAUGAAAUACUGAAGCUUGAUAAAAUAAUGGAGAAUUAUCCAAAUCUUCAUAAGUUCAUAGGGGUUGAAAGUCCAACUGAGCCUAAGACAAAAGGCACCUCUUCUAUUUUAGAUGCACUCGGCUUCUUAAAAGAAAACCGCAGUCAACUAGUCAGCAGAGUUAAAAACAUAGAGCCCAUUCUGGACGACAUGCAGGGCAAGGGCUUCCACCCUGAGAUGGUCGCCACGGUGAGCGCCCAGCCGACACCACAACUCAUGAUGAGGAAGCUUCUGGAAGCUACCAACAGCACCAUAGCAGCUGAUAUGUUGGUCACUGCCCUUCUCCAACAUGAACCACACCUCAUGGAGGACUUGAAGUAAACUGAACAUCAGAAUCAUAAACCUUGUGUGCCAAAUAUCAUCCCAUGUGCUGUUUAUUCAGUUAACAAAAGGCCAGUCUCUGAUGGUCCAGAUCCUACAUGUAUAGCCACCAUAUGAUAUCAGUUGAAUGUAUGUCAUUUUGACAGGGAAAAAACAUUUGUUGUUUUAAAUAAAUAAAUAAAAAAUUCCAGAGCACCUUCUUGAACUUUUGUUGGAAAUUUAAAAGUUAGAAACACACCGUCUACACAAAACAGAAUUGUCUCAAACAAUUAUGCAGGUGGUUAUUUAAUGACAGUGUAGUGAUUUGCCCUAUUGUGAAUAAGAACUGUCAAGAAGGACAAGAAUCCAACCAAGAGGAACAAGCUUUGCUUGAACCACUAGAGGACACCAGAGACUAAGAUUUGUUUCUGAAUGUUUCUGUUUCAGAUUUUGCUGUUCAGGCCCAAAACUUGGAGCAUAUUGCAUCAUGUUGUACAGGUAUGUACUACAUGACUGGAUUAGGAUGCACUGAUCAGGUGGGGUUUCCUGAACAGGUUCUGACAUCUAAUAAGGCAUCCUUCCACUUCCCUAACCUAACUUGGCAGAUGGUUUAUUACACAUAAUCUUACCAAUUACCAUCUGACAAGUUGUUAUUGGAAACUGUUUGGGAAAGGGCAGGCAUUAAAAAAAAUACUUGGCAGGUGAUUGGAUGAACAAUCUGACUAUCACCGCCUAUCCCUGGCUAACUUCAACCAUGCCCAUAGCUACCAAUAGUUCUUCACAGAUUAGUCCGAACCACUCUGGUUUGACCACAAACGGACAACUUGGAGAUUGGCAAGAUGGAUUCUCGCGUGGUUGUGUUCUUGAAAAUCCAGCUGUCUCCUAAGGUUACCACUUCCCACCACUUUAAGUAACCACUGAACUAACUACAUAGUAUCAAGAGUCACUCACUUACUUGGCCUUGUCAGAUUUGCCAGUGCCUCAAGGAAGGGAAGGAGACAAUUAUUUUUAAAUGUUUCAUAGACACAACCUAGUUUAGGAAGCCAUUUUACUUGUUUACAUGCUGCUGUACAACAAUUGGGUUGACUAGGUCGAUCAAAAACAGUAUUGUAUACCACUCCAUACAGUGCAAAAAUGUGAGAAAUGGUUAUGACCCUGAAAAAGCUCUCAUAUUGCAUUUUAGGUCAACAGUUCCCCCAAUUAUUUAUUUUUGAAUUCCAGUAAUGUACAUGCCCUAAGCGAAUCCCCCAGAUGCCGGAUGUCCAUGUCUGUUAUGUGGAUGACAAACAGAACACAUCCAAAGUUCAUAAAGCAAGCUUUCUCAGGACUUACUAAAUGAACUGGACUAUCAAGUUGACUCUUAUAACCAAACACAGAGUCCUAUUUCAGCUGCAGGUCUGCCCCCUCGCCCUCUGCAUGGCAAAGUCGAGAACUGGGAAAUCAAUCAGGGUGGUGUGGAAUGUCAAGCUUCUCGGCCCGGUGGAUUAGAUCACUAAGUGAAACAAGUUGACGCCGAUGUUGCAGGUGAGUGGCUAGGUCAGGGCUGGCCGGGCAAGCAGUGUUUCUGCUGCCUGUGUUUCAGGACACCAGCCAGGUCCAGGAAGGGUGUGAUUGAGAUAGGGCGAGCGGUGUUUCUGCUGCCUGUGUUUCAGGACACCA
Molecule: messenger RNA, 2621 nt
Organism: Osmerus eperlanus (European smelt)
Lineage: Eukaryota; Metazoa; Chordata; Actinopteri; Osmeriformes; Osmeridae
Exons: 4
Coding region: 420-983 (187 amino acids)
Biological process (GO): inflammatory response; innate immune response; regulation of apoptotic process
Source: RefSeq, a predicted model, not a curated record